This is a messenger RNA of Cuculus canorus (common cuckoo), 3187 nucleotides long. RefSeq names its product mitotic spindle positioning (gene MISP). The transcript is spliced from 5 exons. Lineage: Eukaryota; Metazoa; Chordata; Aves; Cuculiformes; Cuculidae. Bases 266 to 2629 code for a protein of 787 amino acids. The record is from RefSeq and is a predicted model, not a curated record.
GCUCCGCAGCCGUGCCAGCCCCGUGUCCCCCGCACCCACCGUCGCCUGCCGCAGCCACUCCCCGAGGGACGCAGCUCAGGCGGUGCCAUGCGCGGCCUCCCCAGGGCAUGGGGACCCCCACCCCGACAGCCCCCCAAACUGGCCAGCCAAGUCCUGCCCCUCAUCCUCCGCUGAGCCAGGAGCCCAAGGGCAACCUCGAAGCUAAGCAGCAUCCCUGGUCCAGGGCAAGGUUGGCUGAGGAUUGAAUGCUGACUCUUCCCAGGAGAUGGACAGAGUCACCAGACACCUGGUCUUCCAGGUCCCACAGACCUCGCACAAGCACAACUUUACCGAUGCCAACACAUUUGGAGAGCAGAGGGCCAACAGCGAUGAUGAUGUGUUUGGCUCCAUUCAACACAGCAGCCAGAGGGUGGAAAACGGCUAUGGCUGGAAAACGAGGUCAAAGUCACCGUCACAUUUCCUAGAUGGUGGAAGAGAUGUCUGGACGCCGUCCCCGGACAGGGAGUCCAAGCUGGAGGUGGUGAGGUCAGGAAACUUGUACGACGUCAGGGUUUACAAAGGCGAGAGGAAGCCCUCGAAGCUUUACGAUGAGGACGAGCAGGAACAGCACAGGGUCCCUCCACCGAACAUCUCACCUGAGAAAGCCAAGGAGCUCGAGGACGAGAGGAGGGAGGUCAUCCGGAGCCAGGUGAUGAAGAAGAGCUCCACCAUAGCCGAGAGGUGGAGCUCCCUGGAUGAGCUGAGCUCUCUAAACACUGGCACGGGCAGCCAGGGUGAAGGCAAGGACACGGGCAGCUUCACCACCAGCUUUGCUGUUUCCUUUGACAAACCUUCCUCAAGGAGGACAGCAACGCCUGUUGACCCUGAAAAUAUUGACACAGAGCAGAUCAACUUCUCCGCUGCUCGACAGCAAUUCCUCAUGCUGGAAAAGACCAACCCAGGCUCUUUCUUCAGCCCGGGGCAACAUGCCAUGUCUCCAAAGCCAGACUCAACAACAAGAGUCUCUCGACAGGAAUGGCACAGCCCUGAGAUGGCCACGAAGGCUGUGAGAGGUUAUGGUAGUGCCGGUGCAUCCGGCCAGGGCAGGGCGGACAGGAACGUUUACCAGGUUUAUAGCGCAUCUUAUAAGACGCCCGUGAAGGAGGAGGUUUACCCUCCCAGAAGGGCUGAUACCGAUAGGUCAUAUCCCAGCUUGACCAAAGCGUCUUCCAGAGAGGACCUUGACUCUGGCUUGGGUGAGGUGUGUAAUGAAGGCAAUGCAGGCUACACCAGCGAUGGAAGUGCAUCCCACAAGACCUUCAACGGCCUUGUGGAUCUAAGGGCCAGCAGCAAUGGCCUGGACAAGGAAACAAAGGUCAGCAACGAGACGCCCAUCGAGCGGGAGAUCCGCAUGGCGAUGGAGAGAGAGGAGAGCCUCUGGAAGGAGAGGGGGAUCCAGCGGCUGACCUCUAGCAACGAGCUGGUGGAGAUCCAGACCAAGCCUUUCCUCUCCAUGCAAGCCUCUCCCGGCCCGGGCAGGAAAGGGAAGGACAAAGGCCGCGCUUCCCUUUAUGUCCAGAGGGAAAUCGAGCAGGAAACCAAGCGUGAGGAAGAUCUGAAGAAGCAAGGGAGGCUCCUGGGGACGUAUGACAGGGGGACGCAGCAGGAGCUGGAUGAACGCCGGAGGGUGUUCGAGCAGGAGGAGCCCCCUCCGCAGAAGCCCACCCCGACGAGGAAGGUAGAGGAGCAGAGGAGCUGGGUCAACGAGUUUGUGGUGGAGCAGCCCACGAGCCACAGCCCACAUCCCAUAGAAGACACCAGGGGUGGAAAAAGCCUUCCCAGAUACUCAGCGAGCAUCACACACUUCCAGACAUCCCACCCGCGCUUUGUCGCCAGCGAGAAGAGCCAGGAACAGCCCCUGGUGUCCCAGCACGUUUCCGCUAGCGCCAGCAAAUGGAGGAGUGAGGAUUCCCAGGGAGGAAGGCUUCCCAGCUCCACCCUAAGCCCCACCGACACGGCUGUCCUGCCCAGAGAAUAUUUCUCUCUCCCCUUCUGGAAGCCCAAGGUCUCCUUUGUGGACGAGAUGGGGACGCAGAACCCAUCAAGGAGGGAGGAUGGCCGUGAGGAGCAGUACAAGCUGAGGACCUGGAAGCCCCAGACGUCGGCGCUGAUUGAGGAGGAGAUCCGGAGUGACCUGCAAAGGGAAGAGGAGCUGCAGGAGCAGCGGCGGCGGCGGCAGCUGAUAGAUGGAUACUCCGUGGUCAGCAGUGACGGCGUUCCCCAGGAGGUCUCCCGCUCGCGGCACAGCUCCGCUGCCUCAGGUGUCAGCGGCAGCUACUCGGUGUCUGGGUCUCCUGUCUCCACUCCCACCCCACAUCAGACAGGGGUCCUGGGGCUCAUCUCGUCCUUCACCCCUCUGAGAGUGACCGGUCCCUCCCAGGGCAGCACGGAGACCCUCACCUCCGACUCGGCUCGUUCCAGCCCCUUCGAGGAGCGAAGGAAGAGGGUGAAGGAAGAAGGCAAGUAUGCUGGCAUUGAACCCGUUGACAAGAUCAACACAGAGGUUGUGGAGAGCACCCGGGUGAUUCGGCACAAGAGCCUCAUGGCCCAGCGCUGGGAGGCAGGACAAUACGUCCAAGAUGAUGACUGAGGGGCUCUCGCGGCUGUCGGACUCCACCGUGUGCUCUCCCAGCUUGGGAUCGACAGAUUGAGAUUCCCAAUCCGUUCAGCUCCUGGUUACGAGCAGAAUCAGAGACCUGGACACUGCAAAUCGUAUCUUAUUUUUUUUUUAAUGUAACAGAUGAUCCUUCCGAUGCAUUUGAUGCUCUUGUCGUUCUCCAACCUUUGAGGUGCGGGAAUAUUUUAUUUCUUAAAAGGGGGAAAAAUUAGAUCACUUUCUUUUAAUCACUUCUGCAAGGAGACAGCUGGAUGAAAUCAUACGGUAAUUUAAUGGCUUUCUCGUUAGGAGCCUGACCUCUGGCUUACAAAAAAAGCAGUGGUUUUAGGUUUUUUUUUAGUCCCACACCAUCGGGCAUCGCCUGGGAGGAUGUCCAGGUGGAUGCACGCCUUUGGAUCGAGGUCGGCAUCACACUGGGAGAUCAAUGUUUCUGUUUAACUCCUGCUUUGCGCUGAGACCGGGCGAUAGAAUAGACAGAAAUGCUGUUUAUUGUGCUAAUUUAUUAAAGACUCGCUGCUCUCCAUCAUCAUU